Molecule: messenger RNA, 3439 nt
Organism: Sceloporus undulatus (fence lizard)
Lineage: Eukaryota; Metazoa; Chordata; Lepidosauria; Squamata; Phrynosomatidae
Gene: IRF2BP1
Product: interferon regulatory factor 2 binding protein 1
Exons: 1
Coding region: 501-2378 (625 amino acids)
Biological process (GO): regulation of transcription by RNA polymerase II
Cellular component (GO): nucleus
Molecular function (GO): transcription corepressor activity
Source: RefSeq, a predicted model, not a curated record
AACUUAUGGCCUGAGGUAACAGUUAUCACAACCUUCCAGGGACGAAACUGAUUCAGAGAGGAAUUAUGGGUUGGACUUUGAGGCUGCAAUCAUGGCGGGUUUCCCUUAAGAGCCCCCUCCUUCCCCUUUUCUCUCAGAACUACAUCCCCCAGCAGCCUUUGCGGCGGAGUUAUGUAAGUUAGUUUCUCCGUGUACGAAGAAGAAGAAGAAGAAGAGGUCAGGCGAGGAGGGAGGUAUUAAAAAGAGAGAGAGAGAGAGAAAGAGGGAAAGAAAGAGAGGAGGAGGGAAAACGGGGGAGGAGAGAGAGAGAGAGAGAGAGAGAGAGAGAGAAGGGCGAGGAAAAGAGUCGGAGGGCAAAAAUUAGCGCAACGGAAACGGAGCCGCAAGAGCGUCGGGAGGCGUCGCCUGAGGCCUAGGCCGCGGCCUGCUGUUGGUUCGGGCUCCUUCGGUCCCGCUCUUGUCGCGCGUCAUUCGCGCGCCGGGGCCUCGUCCGCACCAGGAUGUCGUCCUCCUCGUCGUCGUCCUCGUCGUCGUCCUCGCUGCCUCCGUCUCGGCGUCAGUGGUGCUACCUGUGCGACCUGCCGAAGAUGCCCUGGGCCAUGAUCUGGGACUUCAGCGAAGCCGUCUGCCGCGGCUGCGUCAACUUCGAAGGCGCCGACCGCAUCGAGUUCCUGAUCGAGACGGCGCGGCAGCUGAAGAGGAACCACGUCCUGCAGGAGGGCCGCUCCCCGGGGCCCCCGGGGGCCAAGCACGGCAAGGAUGGCGCCGGAGGAGGAGCAGCGGGGGUGCCCUUGGAGAGAUACGAGCGGGGCUGCGGAGGAGGACGCCUCUCCGGGGCCGAGUACGCCCUCAGCCCCCGCCUGCCCAACGGACUGGCCCGAGGAGGCGGAGAGGAAGGGGAAGGCAGCCGGCAGAGCCCCACGGCCAGGAGGGCACUGCUAGGCCCGGUGGUGCCCCCCAGCCUGGUCCCGCAGGGGCUCCUGGGGGCGCCCCAAGGGCUGCUGGCGGCCGUCUCCGGCCUGGGCCCCCCCUCGCGCCCGGGGGCCUCCCUGGCAAUGGCCUCCCCCAUGUUGGCCGAACUGGCCAAGCCCUCGCGCCUGGCCUACGGAGACUACGAGAAGGAGAAGCAGCGCAACAGCGAGUGCCUGGCGGAGCUGAACGAAGCCAUGCGCGGCCGGGCGGAAGAGUGGCACGGGAAGCCCAAGGCGGUGCGGGAGCGCCUGCUGGCCCUCUACGGCUGCGCCCCCUUCAACGUGCGCUUCAAGAAGGACCACGCGCUGGUCGGCAGGAUCUUCGCCUUCGACGCCGCGCCCCGGCCCAGCUACGAGUACGAGCUCAAGCUCUUCACGGAGUACCCCUGCGGCUCCGGCAGCGUCUACGCCGGUGUCUUAGGGGUGGCCAAGCAGAUGUUCCAGGACUGCCUCAAGGAGCCCGGCAAAGUCAUCUCCUCGGGUUACAAGUACCUGGAGUAUGAGAAGUGCCACGGGUCCAAUGAGUGGCGCCUCCUCGGGGAGCUCUUCACAGAGAAUGUGCGCUUCUUCAGAGAGCCCCCGGCUCCGGAGGCCCUGCCUCAGCAGUACCUCGACAGCAACUGCGCCAUGCCCCCCAGCCUCCUCCUCAGGGCCGUGCCGCCUUCCCGGGCCGUCAUGCGAAGGCGUAAGGCCUCCCCCGAGCCGGAAGGGGAGCUGUCCGGCAAGCUGACCGGAGAAGAGCAACAGCAGAGGCAGCACUGGUUGACCCAAGGGUCCGGCGGCGGCAUCUACCCGUCCAGCAUGGCUCACUUGCCAACAUCCGCAGGCCAAGGCCCCUUGCCGGAGGGCUCCUUACGAAACGACCCUUCGCCCAUCACGGCUCUGAAGAACGUGGCUGACACCCUGGGGAAGGAGGUCAACCCGGUCCACUCCACCACCACCCGGCAAAACAGCGCCAGUCCGGCCUCUCCAGCUGCUUCAGGCCAACACCGCCUGGUGCCCCGCAACGGGGAGCCGGGCCAAGCGACCACCACCUCCUCUUCCUCCUCCUCUUCCUCUUCCUCUUCCUCCGGAGCCCACUCUUCCGGAGGAGUCGAGCCCAGCGGCACUCAGAGUGCCCCAGAUUCGUCGGGAGGUGCCAGCAGCGCCCCUCUGUGCUGCACCAUUUGCCACGAGCGCCUGGAAGAUACCCACUUCGUCCAGUGCCCUUCUGUGCCCGGGCACAAGUUCUGUUUCCCUUGCUCCCGGGAUUUCAUUAAAGCCCAAGGAGCAGCCGGAGAGGUUUAUUGUCCCAGCGGGGAGAAAUGCCCCUUGGUUGGAUCCAACGUCCCCUGGGCCUUUAUGCAGGGCGAAAUCGCCACCAUCUUAGCUGGAGACGUGAAAGUAAAAAAGGAGCGUGACCUGUGAGAAAAGGGAGCACGGCCAGCAUACGGGACAUUGUGCCAGGGGGUGCCCGCCUGCCCCGCACACCCCCAACUCGCCCGCCCGCCCUCUCCCAUCCACUGUGGCAGUGACUGGAAUUAGUAACUUAUUCCCCACCCGCAAGCACCCUUGCUUUAACCCACUGUGGACUGGGGUAUUGUAUAUAAAUCUAUUUUUUAAAUAAUAUUUCCAUAGCAAGCUGAUAUAUGAAGCCACAUCUAUGUUUAACCUACUAUGGGAGGGGAGGGGGCAAUCAUCUGUGCUGUUCUGUAAGGUCUUGGGAAGGGAGGAUUCAUAAAGGUGGAGAGACCUUGGGCGCAUUCACACUUACCUUUUCAUCGCGGGGAGAUCCAGAUCUCUGUAAUGAAAUACGAGGUCGCCGUUCCCACUCUGAUUUAAAUGCCCAGAUUUCUCUAUGGCAGUUAAACCCAGUUUGGCGGUUCCCACUUGCACCUGAUCAUUUCCAAAUGGAGGUGCCUCCAUUUUCAGAAGCGAUCCAGUAGCACAUUCUCACGACCGAAGAGCCGGAUUGUUGUGGCACCAAGAAAAACACAUGGUAAGUGACCCGAUGCAAAAUGCACCGGGUUAAGUGGGUUUUUUUCAUGCUCCCCCCUAAACUGCACCAAGUGCAGCUGGGGCAAGUGUGAAUGCCACGCAAAUAACCCGGUUUGCACACCGGGUUAUUUAAUAGUGCAAAUGCGCCCAAAGAAAAACCAGGAGAGUUACAAAAUAUGUUCUUUAGGCAUAGGGGCAGCUGUUUAUCAAAGUAUCCCACUCACGUCAAGCUCAUGCUAUCCCCAAACCAAACCCCGCUUCCUGUCCUAUCUGUAUGCGUCCUUCCACCUUUGCAGGUGCCCUUUCAUUCUGGGUGCAGCAGUCCUUUUGUCUGUUCCUUCCCGAACCAAUCUAAUCCAGAAGCCCUCCUCACCUUGCACCCUGAGAUACUCCGUUCCUACCAAUGUUUCCAACCUACCCCUCCCUAAACAUUGUGUGUGCGUGUGUGUACAUGAGACAGUCCUAAAUCUGUGCAGCGUGUGUGUGUGUGU